AUGUCAUCUUCCUGUUUAAUGCCUGAAGGUGGGACAUUGGAGAGGAGCGCUCCGAGAAGCAUGGCGGCUACCAAUCCUUCAUCCUGCCACGCUUUUCUCCUCUUCUUCUUCUUCUUCUUUUCCUUCCUCGUCAGCCGGCCAGCACUCACCCAGGACACUUCCUUGUCCACAGCGACAGUAACGGAGAGCGACCCCCUUCCCACCCACACCAAACUGGGCAACCAGACAGCUCCAAGCUAUGAGGACGUAACCCAGGAGACUCCUCCAGAGACGGGGCCCUCCACCCCCACCAGUGGUGGAGACGCCGACGACGAGGACGUCCCUCCGGCCGGAGGGACCCGGUGCCAGGGUUAUUAUGACGUGAUGGGCCAGUGGGACCCGCCCUUCAACUGCAACGCAGGGGUCUUCCUUUACUGCUGCGGCACCUGCUUUUAUCGCUUCUGCUGCCAGUUCCGUCAGCAGAGGCUGGACCAGACCAUCUGCUCCAACUAUGACACGCCCAUCUGGGCCAACACCGGCAAGCCUGUGGCCACCAUCACAGAGGGCCAGGGGGAUUCGGACCGGGACCGUACACACCUCAUUGUUUACAUCAUAUGCGGCGUGGUUGCCGUCAUGGUGUUGGUGGGCAUCUUCACCAAACUGGCUCUGGAGAAGACCCGUGGGGGAAGUGGGGGAGGAGCGGGGAUACCUCAGACUGACCUUAACACCAGGACGCUGACAGACCUGUUGAAGCAGCAGGGAAGUGAGGCGUGCGCGGUAGAAAAUACCACGGAUGAUUCGCCCAACGGAGGGAGAGCCAACGGCGUCUCAACAAGGAUGCUGCGUAGUAGGAGUGAACAGUACCAGCUGAAUAACUCAGCCUAUGGCGCAUUUGGACAAGGGCUUCCACAGCCGCACAAUAACCACAGCACGCUGGGACUGAACAAAUACGCCUCUCUCAAAGCUGUGGCAGAAACUGCUUCCCGUAGCUACUAUAAGAGCUUUCCUGUCAUGGACUUCUCCACUUACCAACCCGUAGCACCUCCUGCCUUCCAGUCUUCCCAGCCUAAGGAGAAGUCAUACAUCCACCAGCCGCUGCCAGCGCACCAUGACCUUCACGCCCCUCUAUCUAUCUCCAUCCCAUCUGACCACUUUGAGCAAUCGCGCCUCCCCAAGACCACCACACACCCGUUCAUCUCCAACUCCGCCUUCAAAGCCUGGGAACCCUCUGCCCGCCACGUCCAUCGGCAGACCUCUGCUCCGGCGCACACCUCCACCUCCCUGCACAGCUCCACCCGGAGACACGGCUACUCAACGCGGAGGCAACAGAGCAUAGAGAACAUGAAAGAUGUCCUUAAUCAGUCCUAUGAAGGUAGGCAUGGAGGAGCUGGAGGUGGAGGACGGCAGAGUCACCAUGGGCAGGGGCAGCACACUUCUCAACCCUCAUAUUACAACCACCCCAGGCAGAAGAGCUACUCCACCCACAGUGCCACUGAGGUGACUGUUUGAGUGUUUCAUUGAGAGCGACCUACCACAAUAUUAACCACAACGAAAAUUUUGGGGUGCGCCAGAUGCUGCGCUUCCUCACAAUCUGCCCAACAUGUAAGGGGGUUAAGCGUGGAGACUCUUUCCAAUACACAAAUAAGCAACAACUCAGAGUUCCAGCUUGAGG
Molecule: messenger RNA, 1651 nt
Organism: Fundulus heteroclitus (mummichog)
Lineage: Eukaryota; Metazoa; Chordata; Actinopteri; Cyprinodontiformes; Fundulidae
Gene: shisa8b
Product: shisa family member 8b
Biological process (GO): regulation of AMPA receptor activity; regulation of short-term neuronal synaptic plasticity
Cellular component (GO): AMPA glutamate receptor complex; postsynaptic density; postsynaptic membrane
Source: RefSeq, a predicted model, not a curated record